AUGAAAAAAUACAAGCCCUUGGGCUCGGCAGAUUCUAACUACUCGCAGCCAUCCUCGGAACUGUCGCUGGACGAAGACAAAGAGACUCUGCGCCGAGAGAAGGAAGCGCAGGCUCUCUUACAGCUGGAUAAGGCCCGGUCAAAACCUGUGGCGUUUGCGGUGCGUACGAACGUCGCGUACGAUGGCACCUUGGACGACGACUCGCCCGUUCACGGCAGCGCCAUAUCCUUCGAAGUGCGGGAAUUUCUCCACAUCAAGGAGAAGUACGACAACAACUGGUGGAUCGGGCGUCUCGUGAAGGAGGGUUGCGACGUCGGCUUCAUACCCUCACCCGUGAAGUUGGAGGCAGUUCGAUCGGGGCUGACAACGCGCCGCUACCAACGCCCGCCCUCCACCGGGCCCCAACCCCUCCCCAGCCGAGGUGAAGAUUCAGAUUCAGCCGGGCGAGGGCGCGGUGCCGGCGCUUUGCCUGCUAGUAAAGAAACGAAACGGAAACCCUUCUUUAAGAAACAGGAAGCCGGUUCACCCUACGAUGUGGUACCUUCAAUGCGCCCCGUCGUACUGGUCGGCCCUUCACUUAAGGGUUAUGAGGUCACGGAUAUGAUGCAAAAGGCAUUGUUCGACUUUCUAAAAAGACGGUUUGAGGGAAGGAUAAUAAUAACGCGUGUGAUGGCGGACAUAUCGAUAGCGAAGCGGUCGAUACUGAACAACGCUUCGAAGCGAGCGAUCGUGGAGCGCUCCAACUCGCGUUCCACUUGCCUCGUGGAAGUACAGACGGAGAUCGAGCGAAUAUUCGAACUCGCGCGGACACUACAGCUGGUGGUGCUGGACUGCGAUACGAUCAACCACCCGUCACAGCUCGUCAAAACUUCGUUAGCCCCCACCAUCGUGUACUUAAAAAUAUCCAGUCCUAAGGUACUUCAACGGUUAAUAAAGUCACGUGGGAAAGGACAGAGCAAGAACCUUUCAGUACAAAUGGUGGCGGCUGAGAAAUUGGCGCAAUGUCCGCCGGAGAUGUUUGAUUUGAUCUUGGACGAAAACCAACUGGAAGAAGCUUGCGAGCGUAUUGCUGAAUUUUUAGAGGGUUACUGGGCGGCCACGCACCCGCCGCCCGCGGCGCCGAGCGCGCGCCCGCACGCCGCGCUGCCGCACUCGCACUCGCACCAGCAGCAGCACCACGCGCAGCCUGGUUUCACGAGUCGAAGCCAAAGGCUGACUGAGUUCGUCUCAGGACAUCGCGAGAGGUCCGAUUCUUACAGCUACGAGCGAGGGAGAGGUAGAGCACGAGCGAGACCAGAUAGACUGGAAGAGGAGGAGUACUAUCCGCGCGAGUAUCAACGCUACCCGCGCGAUUAUCCGCGCGACUACGAGGGCUACGCUCACGAGUACUCGCACGACCCGUACGAGCGUGAGGCGUACGGCCAUGACUACACGCGCGACUACGGCCGGGAGUACGCGCGGGAGGCCUACCCGCCGCGCGAGGAGCGCCGCCCGCGCGACCGCGACGCCUCCGACGACUAUGGCUCUUCCCGUCGCGCGCUCAACGCCGUG
Messenger RNA from Brenthis ino (lesser marbled fritillary), 1551 nucleotides. The record is from the annotation of a GenBank genome assembly. NCBI's taxonomy places the organism in Eukaryota, Metazoa, Arthropoda, Insecta, Lepidoptera, Nymphalidae.